UUAAAGCUUUUAUCAUUUGAAUCUGUUAUCUCCAACAUGGCUUACAGUAGUCCAAUGUUAUCACCCUGUUUUAUGUUUAAACAUGACCUUAAACAUUGGACGAUAUAGUGUUCAUACUGAUAUUUAAACCACGUGAAACAAUUUCGAAAAAAAAUAUUUCAGCUUCUUUUUUCAGACCAUUGACAACCCUGGACUUAAAAGUGCUCCCGAGCGGAAAUGAAAGUUUACGGAAUAAGUUUUCAGUUGAUGUGAUUCUUUUAAUCCAAGAGGAUGAAAGUGAUAAUACUCAUUUUGCUGUGUUCAUAUUUAUUUGUUUGCCAUGUAUCCGCAACAUCAUCCCAGCCACCUAGAAAUAAUUACACAGUCUCCAAUGAUGACGUCACAUGUGUCAUCAUGACAGCGGGGUUUGAGCUAGUGGUUCCAUACGCAGGCAAUGCAACGAACUACACCACCAUUAUACCAGUGCCAAGUAGUCCAUACGUGAAUGGGUCCUGCGGAGUGGACAGAAACACUUUAAAUGUGUAUUUUAAUAACUCAUGGACUCUCACUUUCACUUUUACAAACUCAUCAAAAACAGAAUAUCAGAUGGACACAAUUUUGCUGACAUAUGCUGCGAGCAAUGCGUGGUUUCCUAACAUAUCAUCUGCCUAUGCCGGUAAGAUAUACACGUUUACCACACAGUUACCAGACGGGACAAACCAAGCACCUGUUAGCGGAUCCUAUCAAUGUCAAGGUCAGACAAAUUUGGCGCUAAACGGAAGCAUAGUCAUCAAUAUAUACGACAUCCGUUACAGAGCUUUUGGCGAAACGAAUACAACGUGGUUUGCCAACAGCAAUAUACAGCAAUGUACCCAGACUAGCCCAGUACCGCAAUCGGAUACAGCUGCCGCAGUGUCUGUUGGGAUAGCGCUAGCCGUAAUGAUAGUCGUUGUCGUCUUACUGUAUAUAGUUGUUACGAAAGUUAAGGGUGACAAAUACGAGUAUACAUAAAUACAUCAAAUAUGACCUUUAUUAUACCCAUCGAUACACAGUGUAUAGGGGCUUUACUGGAGUCAAGCAUGCCCGUUCGUCCGUAGUACCGCCCCUUCGUAUUCGUGUCCGCUUCAAAUCUUUUUAACUGCUUGGGAGAUAAUCUUGCAUCAGUUAUAAACCUCAUCCAAAACAACGUGCAGAGCGCACAACUAGGCUCUCUAUGUCCAAGGUCAGUGUCACACUUGGGAGGCCAAAGGUCAAAUUUUAACUUUGUGCCCGCCCCAUAUCUUCUAAGCCACUUGGAGGUUUACGUAAAACUGCAUCAAAUAACCACCCCAAUAAAACGAUGUGCAGAGCGCACAACUCAGGCUAUUUUGCCCAAAGUCAAGGUCACACUUCCUGUCUUCUAAACCGCAUGGAAGAUUUUCAUAGAACUGACACCAUAAUUUACUCCGGCGUCUUGAGGUGUCAAGUAAGAAAUAGCUCUAGUUUCAGUUUGUCAUGACUUCCGUAAACAUUAUCACCUGAAAUAUGUACAUUUUCAUAUGUCUCAUUAAUAAAUAAACAUAGUAAGAAUAGUU
Molecule: messenger RNA, 1553 nt
Organism: Mercenaria mercenaria
Lineage: Eukaryota; Metazoa; Mollusca; Bivalvia; Venerida; Veneridae
Product: lysosome-associated membrane glycoprotein 1-like
Exons: 5
Coding region: 271-990 (239 amino acids)
Cellular component (GO): membrane
Source: RefSeq, a predicted model, not a curated record